Asparagus officinalis (garden asparagus) is the source of this 803-nucleotide messenger RNA. RefSeq names its product glycine cleavage system H protein 2, mitochondrial-like. NCBI's taxonomy places the organism in Eukaryota, Viridiplantae, Streptophyta, Magnoliopsida, Asparagales, Asparagaceae. The coding region runs from base 103 to 570 and encodes 155 amino acids. The transcript is spliced from 4 exons. Gene Ontology annotation, biological process: glycine decarboxylation via glycine cleavage system; protein lipoylation. The record is from RefSeq and is a predicted model, not a curated record. Gene Ontology annotation, cellular component: cytoplasm; glycine cleavage complex; mitochondrion.
AUAAAAAAUAAUAUUGAACUUCAUAAACCGAGAGCACUAGAACAGCCAACUUUAUAUAGCCCACAGGCAGAAGAAAAAAAAAAGUUGCGAUCUUUGAUCUUCAUGGCGUCGAGGUUGUUGUGGGCUUCAAGAGCCGCCUCCUAUCUCAAGAUCUCCACCUUCCACAGGGGCUUCUCCUCUGUCGUGAAGGACUUAAAAUACGCCGACAGUCAUGAAUGGGUCAAAGCUGAUGGUACUGCUGCGACCAUAGGAAUUACUGACCAUGCCCAGGAACAUUUGGGCGACGUAGUAUAUGUGGAAUUGCCUGAUGUUGGAACCUCUGUGGAAAAGGGGAAGAGUUUUGGUGCAGUUGAAAGUGUCAAGGCCACCAGUGAUGUCUACUCUCCGGUUUCUGGGGAGGUUGUUGAAGUUAACAGCGAAUUGAGCGAUUCUCCUGGUUUGGUGAAUGCUGGUCCGUAUGACAAAGGUUGGAUUAUGAAGGUCAAGAUGAGCAACUCAGGGGAGUUAGAAUCUUUGAUGGAUGCUGAUCAAUAUAUGAAAUUUUGCGAAGAAGAGGAUGCAAAACACUGAGGAAUACUUGGUAGUACUUGGUUGAGAACAUUGUCUUGAAAAUUGAGGGGGAAAAAAUAAAAAGGUAGAAAAAAUUGUUAGUUUACUUCAUCCUGGUGUUCGUUUGAUGCAUGUUUAGAAAUCUAAAAUAAUCAGUCUUUCCAUGAGUCUCUAGUUUAUGCUUGUUGCUUCACGGAAUUCUUGUAACUUCGCAAUUUAUCUCAAUGUUAGAUCUGUGAGAUUUGUUAAUAAGA